Messenger RNA from Microsporum canis CBS 113480, 2088 nucleotides. RefSeq names its product acetoacetyl-CoA synthase. Gene Ontology annotation, molecular function: acetoacetate-CoA ligase activity. Bases 1 to 2088 code for a protein of 695 amino acids. The record is from RefSeq and is a predicted model, not a curated record. The transcript is spliced from 8 exons. Gene Ontology annotation, cellular component: cytosol. Gene Ontology annotation, biological process: lipid metabolic process. Lineage: Eukaryota; Fungi; Ascomycota; Eurotiomycetes; Onygenales; Arthrodermataceae.
AUGAUCUUUAGUCGACGGUCCUCUAUAAAUCGUUUCCUAAGAGGGAAAAAGGUGGUCUUCAAGAAGAAUCUAGGGAUGUCAUCGACCUUACAAACACCCCUUUGGGUAUCUCCAAGUGCUGGAAACCACCCAAUCGACAAAUACCGGCUACGGGUGAACAAGAAAUUCAAUCUCAAUCUCCAGAAUUCUCAUGAACUUCAACAGUGGAGUGUGAACAAGCCGCAUGAUUUCUGGAUCGAUCUGUACAAGUACAUCGGGAUUGUUCCAGAACUGCCCCCUGAUAUCACUCGGGCCUACGAUGACUCUCUCCCGCUCAACGCCAUUCCACCUUUCUUUGAGAAUGUACAGCUGAACUACACGGAGAAUAUACUACGGGGAAAGAACCCUGAUUCUAUCGCUCUUAUAGGCCUGCGAGAGUCUGACCCUCUUGAUGGGGAAUUUGUAACAUGGCGCCAGCUCAAUGAACGGAUCCGGGUUGUACGCAGUGCUUUGCUACAGCAUGGUAUCAAACAAGGCGAUAGAGUCGGUGCUAUUGUAUCGACAUCUAUCUGGAGUGUUGUGCUUCUCCUAGCCUCAGCUUCCAUCGGUGCUAUCUUCUCUUCUAUAUCACCAGAUAUGGGAAUUGAGGGCUGUAUCUCUCGGUUCCAACAGAUUGAACCAGCCAUUAUCUUUGCAGAUAGUGAUAUGUCGUAUAAGGGCAAAAGAACUUCCCUUGACGAAAAGAUCAAAGCCGUCUCGGAACGGCUACCAAAGUCUCUCAUCUUCCUGAAUCCCAUCGGCGACCAAAACACUUCAUCAUUUCCAUUAGUUGGAACCUUUUUAGCAAAAUCUCGGGAUACCGACGCCCUUGAAUUCACACGUCUUCCGUUCUCAUACCCACUCUAUAUCCUAUAUUCAAGUGGCACAACGGGUCCCCCAAAAUGCCUUGUUCACCAACAUGGUGUGGUCCUGCAGUUGCUCAAAGUAUCCCUUCUUCAUAAUUCCCUUGGACCUAAGGAUACUGUAUUCCAAUACUCAAGCACGUCAUGGGUUCUUUUCAACAUCAUGAAUGGGCACCUGGGCGCAGGAGCAACGCUGAUAUGCUACGACGGCUCGCCACUGUGGCCAGAUGCGACCACUAUGCUUAAGAUAUUAGAAAAAUUCAAAGUGACAUAUUGGGGAACAUCUCCACGCUACUGCCUUGAACUUGAAGCAUCUGGAGUGAUCCCUCGAGAAAGAUUCGACCUUGGCGCUCUCAGAAUGGUAACAACCACUGGGGCAACGUUAACUGCAGACCAGUUCAGAUGGUUUUAUAAGGUAUUUCCCUAUGUCCAUUUGAGUAGCGUGGCAGGGGGAACAGAUAUAGCAACAUCUUGGAUCGCAAGCGACCCUUCAAGCCCGGUUUACGCCGGAGAGAUGCAAAUGUUUGCGCUAGGAAUGAACGUCGAGGUUGCGGAUAGCGAUACUGGUGAAUCAAUUACACAUACUGGCAAGUCUGGAGAGCUAAUUUGCCGGACACCAUUCCCGUCAAUGCCCGUAUUCCUCUGGGGAGAUAAAGGCAACAAGAAGUACAAUUCAUCCUACUUCGAACGAUUUGAGCAUAUCUGUGUUUGGGCUCAGCAUGACUGGAUCAGCGUGAACCCAGCCACCAAGGGUAUUUCAAUGCACGGGAGAAGCGACGGCGUAUUGAAUCCGUCAGGAAUUCGCUUUGGCAGUGCCGAGAUUUAUGCAAUUUCUGAGGGCCCUCAAUUCAACACCGAAAUUGAGGAUACGCUAUGUGUCGGGCGGCGCCGCAAAGACGACAAGGACGAAGAAGUUUUCCUAUUUAUCAAAAUGAGGAACCAGACCGUAAACACAUUAACGCCAGAACUCGAACAGCGGCUGAGACUGGCUAUUCGAACCGGCCUAUCACCACGUCAUGUUCCCAGGUUCGUCGUCCAGGUGCCCGAAAUACCUGUGACUAUUAAUGGCAAAAAGGUUGAGAUUGCUGUCAAGAAGAUUAUCAGUGGGAAUAAAGUGCAAGUCAGCGCUACGGUCGCGAACCCGAAAUCAUUGGAGUUUUAUGAACAGUUUUAUAGGCUUGAGGCCCAGCCCAAGGCAAAGCUAUGA